Lepus europaeus (European hare) is the source of this 5724-nucleotide messenger RNA. RefSeq names its product neuregulin 1 (gene NRG1). The transcript is spliced from 13 exons. Gene Ontology annotation, biological process: cell differentiation; animal organ development; activation of transmembrane receptor protein tyrosine kinase activity. The record is from RefSeq and is a predicted model, not a curated record. Lineage: Eukaryota; Metazoa; Chordata; Mammalia; Lagomorpha; Leporidae. Gene Ontology annotation, molecular function: protein tyrosine kinase activator activity; chemorepellent activity. Bases 1 to 2562 code for a protein of 853 amino acids.
AUGAGAUGGCGACGCGCCCCGCGCCGCUCCGGGAGUCCGGGCCCCGCCGCCCGCUCGCCGCCGCCGCCGCUGCUGGUGCUGCUGCUGCUGGGGACCGCGGCCCUGGCGCCGGGGGCGGCGGCCGGCGACCACUCGGCUCCCGCGGGGGCCUCGGUGUGCUACUCGUCCCCGCCCAGCGUGGGCUCGGUGCAGGAGCUGGCUCAGCGCGCCGCGGUGGUGAUCGAGGGAAAGGUGCACCCGCCGCGGCGGCAGCAGGGGGCACUCGACAGGACCGCGGCGGCCGGCGAGGCAGGGGCGUGGGGCGGCGAGCGCCAGCCGCCAGCCGCCGCCGGCCCGGGGGCGCUGGGGCUGCCCGCCGCGGACCCGCUGCCCGCCGCCCACGGGACCGUGCCCUCGCGGCCCACGACCCCGGCGCCCAGCCCCGGCGAGCCUGCGGAGGAGGAGGCGCCCUAUCUGGUGAAGGUGCACCAGGUGUGGGCGGUGAAAGCGGGGGGCUUGAAGAAGGACUCGCUGCUCACGGUGCGCCUGGGGACCUGGGGCCACCCGGCUUUCCCGUCCUGCGGGAGGCUCAAGGAGGACAGCAGGUACAUCUUCUUCAUGGAGCCGGAGACCAACAGCAGCAGCAGCAGCCGCGCGCCGGCCGCCUUCCGAGCCUCUUUCCCACCCCUCGAGACGGGCCGGAACCUCAAGAAGGAGGUCGGCCGAGUGCUGUGCAAGCGGUGCGCUUUACCUCCCCGGCUGAAAGAGAUGAAAAGCCAGGAGUCAGCUGCAGGCUCCAAGCUGGUGCUUCGGUGUGAAACCAGUUCAGAGUACUCCUCUCUCAGAUUCAAGUGGUUCAAGAAUGGGAAUGAAUUAAACCGAAAAAACAAACCACAAAACAUCAAGAUUCAAAAAAAGCCAGGGAAGUCAGAACUUCGCAUCAACAAAGCAUCACUGGCUGAUUCUGGAGAAUAUAUGUGCAAAGUGAUCAGCAAAUUAGGAAAUGACAGUGCCUCUGCCAAUAUCACCAUUGUGGAAUCCAAUGAGAUCAUCACUGGCAUGCCAGCCUCAACUGAAAGAGCAUAUGUAUCUUCAGAGUCUCCCAUUAGAAUAUCAGUAUCAACAGAAGGAGCAAAUACUUCUUCAUCCACAUCGACGUCCACCACCGGGACAAGUCACCUUGUCAAGUGUGCCGAGAAGGAGAAAACUUUCUGUGUGAAUGGGGGCGAGUGCUUCAUGGUGAAAGACCUUUCAAAUCCUUCACGAUACCUGUGCAAGUGCCCAAAUGAGUUUACUGGUGAUCGCUGCCAAAACUACGUAAUGGCCAGCUUCUACAAGCAUCUUGGGAUUGAAUUUAUGGAAGCAGAAGAGCUCUACCAGAAGAGGGUGCUGACCAUAACUGGCAUCUGCAUCGCCCUGCUGGUGGUCGGCAUCAUGUGUGUGGUGGCCUACUGCAAAACCAAGAAACAGCGGAAAAAGCUUCAUGACCGGCUUCGGCAGAGUCUUCGGUCAGAACGGAACAACAUGGUGAACAUAGCAAAUGGGCCUCACCAUCCCAACCCACCCCCAGAGAACGUGCAGCUGGUGAAUCAAUAUGUGUCUAAAAAUGUCAUCUCCAGUGAGCACAUUGUUGAGCGAGAAGCAGAGACAUCUUUUUCCACCAGUCACUAUACCUCAACUGCUCACCAUUCCACCACUGUCACCCAGACUCCUAGUCACAGCUGGAGCAAUGGACACACUGAGAGCAUCAUUUCGGAAAGCCACUCUGUAAUCAUGAUGUCAUCAGUAGAAAACAGUAGGCACAGCAGCCCAACAGGGGGCCCAAGAGGACGUCUUAAUGGCUUGGGAGGCCCUCGAGAGUGUAACAGCUUCCUCAGGCAUGCCAGAGAAACCCCUGACUCCUACCGAGACUCUCCUCAUAGCGAAAGGUAUGUGUCAGCCAUGACCACCCCGGCUCGUAUGUCACCUGUAGAUUUCCACACGCCAAGCUCCCCCAAAUCGCCCCCUUCGGAAAUGUCUCCGCCUGUGUCCAGCAUGACGGUGUCCAUGCCCUCCAUGGCAGUCAGCCCCUUCGUGGAAGAAGAGAGACCCCUACUUCUUGUGACUCCACCAAGGCUCCGGGAGAAGAAGUAUGACCACCAUCCUCAGCAAUUCAACUCCUUCCACCACAACCCCGCGCAUGAGAGUAACAGCCUUCCCCCCAGCCCCUUGAGGAUAGUGGAGGAUGAGGAGUAUGAAACGACCCAGGAGUAUGAGCCAGCUCAAGAGCCUGUUAAGAAACUCGCCAACAGCCGGCGAGCCAAAAGAACCAAGCCCAAUGGCCACAUUGCCAACAGGUCGGAGAUGGACAGCAACACAAGCUCUGAGAACAGUGACUCAGAGAGUGAAACAGAGGAUGAAAGAGUAGGUGAAGAUACGCCUUUCCUGGGCAUACAGAACCCCCUGGCCACCAGUCUUGAGGCAGUACCUGCCUUCCGCCUGGCUGACAGCAGGACUAACCCAGCAGGCCGCUUCUCAACGCAGGAAGAAAUCCAGGCCAGGCUAUCUAGUGUAAUUGCUAACCAAGACCCUAUUGCUGUAUAAAACCUAAUAAACACAUAGAUUCACCUGUAAAACUUUAUUUUAUAUAAUAAAGUAUUCCACCUUAAAUUAAACAAUUUAUUUUAUUUUAGCAGUUCUGCAAAUAGAAAACAGGAAAAAAAACUUUUAUAAAUUAAAUAUAUGUAUGUAAAAAUGUGUUAUGUGCCAUAUGUAGCAAUUUUUUACAGUAUUUCAAAACGAGAAAGAUAUCAAUGGUGCCUUUAUGUUAUGUUAUGUCGAGAGCAAGUUUUGUACAGUUGCAAUGAUUGCUUUCCCACAGUAUUUCAGCAAAGCGCCCCAUAUAUUCAGUUUUUGCUGGCUUCUUGUGCAUUGCAUUAUGAUGUUGACUGGAUGUAUGAUUUGCAAGACUUGCAACUGUCCCUCUGUUUGCUUGUAGUAGCACCCAACCAGUAUGUCUUGUAAUGGCACAUCCAUCCAAAUACUCUUCUCUUUUGUACGAAAUUUUCUUUGCUUUCAGAAUAUGAAAUGAGUUGUGUCUACUCUGCCAGCCAACGGUUUGCUUCAUUGGGCUCUGAGAUAAUAGUAGAUCCAACAGCAUGCUACUAUUAAAUACAGCAGGAAACUGCAUUAGGUCUUGUUAAAUAUUAGGAAGAAAGUAAUACUGUGAUUUUUUUUUUUAAAAAAAACUAUAUUAUUAGUCUGAAGACAGCUUGCUCUUAUUAAAAGGAGCUACCAUUUUCUUUAUUUUGAUUUAUUUUUUGUGACAAAAAGCAACAGUUUUAGGGAUAACUUAGAAAAUGGGUUCUGGCUUGCUAUCAGGGUAAAUGUAAUAUCUUCCAAGAGGACUCAAUUUCACUUUCUCUCUGGGGGAAUGAUCCAGAAGCUCAUUGAAGAUCAAAACUGAUAAAGGUGCAAUCAUUUCUGACUUGUACAUUUCACUGAUUUUUCAGCUAGAGAUUGGUGUCAGCUCGGCUCAAAAGGAGGCAUUUCACAGCACAAAAGGCCCAGUUCAGGCAGCUCUGUUUAGUUUAUCUGAAAUACAGCUCGAGUGAAACGUGUCUGCUGUUCAUGGACAUGACGCCAUUGUAGGGAAAUAUUUCCAUCAGAGAGUUUUUAGAAGGAGUGGACGUAUAGAAGACACAGGUGAAGAGCAGCUGUGUGACUGGGUUGGUGUUUUAAAGGUUCAUUGACCACUCCUUUCUUCCCAUUGUUUUUCUCGUGUUUCCCAAUGCUGCCCUGAUUAGAUCAAAACUAUGCACGAACACUUUCAUCAGGAAUGGCCAAUGUGCAUGUGGUUUGUGAUUACUGAGUACCUCCCACAAGGGAUGACUCAUGAGGAAGUGUCAGUAGUGUCGGAAGGAUUGCACCUUUACUUAAAGAGGUGACCCCCACCUGUGUUCUGACCUCUAUAUAAUCUAUGCUACUUUUCCCGUUCUCUUAAUUUUUGCUUAACUAUCACAAAGCAGGACUAAGAUUAGUCUAAACUUUGCAUGUUCUCAUGGGAUUGUAAAUCCAAGGAAGGCCUAUAGGCAUUAAUAUUUGAAAUAACUGCUAAUUCAGGAAAAUGAGAUUGAAAAAAGAAAUGCCGAACCCAUUUCACACCCUGCCUGAUUAUCUACCAGUCAAGGCUAGAGCUUUAUAGAGGUUCCAAGUGGCUUCCUAGGAGCCAUGGGACAAAACAGGAAAAUAGGAGUAAUUGCUUUUUGUUUGCAGGUGAACUUCACCAAAUCUUUAUGUUAACAACUAAUGGGAAGAAAUGGCAUAUUAAGGAGGUCUUAGAAGAAAAAUGCAGGCUGGGCAUGAGUCAUAUCAUUAUGUUCCUACGUGUUUCUACAAUCCACAGAGAUGCCUGUCUGCUGGUCCAUGAAGUUGCUCUUAUCAUUUGGUAUCCCAGAUUUCUGUCAUUGUUCUUACUCCACUUGCUUUUUGCUCAACAGUACCUUCCUCUGCUUUGAUAUCGACUCUGAGGAGCCCCUGUCAGGUGGCAUGGAUUCCCCAGUUCUAUAGAAAUUAGUGAGCUCAUGGCACAGGGAAGCAGACAGUCAGCCCAAAGAGGGCCUCUUAAUUACUUUGGCAUUCACUGCUUUUAAAGGCCAUGAUCAUUAUUAGGUAUUUCACUGAAUAGAUUCUUACAUGAAUUAAGAACCUUAAAAAUUCUGUUUCAGAUGCUUUGGACAUUGGUGUAUUCAGAUGGUCCAUCCUAAAAAUUUUCAAGAAUAAACAGAAUCUUUCACAAAGAGACAGGAGCCGCGUUCUCCUCAGUCUUGAGAGUAGCCGUGAAUUUUCAAAUUGCCAAUGUCAAUCAAAAAUUUAGGACAAGAGGCAAUUUUAUCUCUAACUUCUUCUGGUCUUUCACAGAGGUGGCAUGAUGGUUGGGACAGCUUUUCUACCCAAAGAACAAGAGCUUCCCUGCACAGCCACCAGAUCCAUGUUCACGGGGGCAUCUCAGCAGUGCGACAGUGCUGUAUCCCUCGGAGCCAUCCCUCUUUAUUAAAAAUUCAGACAGUACAAUGGCAGUUCAGAGGACUAGGGAUCCAUGUUCCCAGCAGGUGCAACGUUGUCUUGGGUGUUGAGAUGGUGAGAAUUGCUUAGGACAUUUUCAGCAACUUUGUUACCUGGAUCUGAAAUCAUAUCCCACCAGUAUAUGCAGUAGAAUAUAGCAUUUGCAAAGCUCUUUUUCUCACUCACGAUUCCUUUUCUGUCCUGUUUUCCCCUCUUACCUGGUAUGAAUUGUUUUCUUCUCCAAGUUUGUCCAGACAACCUUCUGCUUUCUACAAAAUGAUACUCUGUGUAGGUGAAUGUGUCCCCAACAGCAAGAUGUCCUUUCUUGUAUCAGUGUAACUGUCUUGAUGUAGGUGGAGUCCAUUCAUGGUAACUUGCUCAGUAACUACUCCUUUUUUCUUUUUUUGGCCUGAGUUGAAGGGUACAUGGUUCACAUUGGUGAAAGUAAGGAAGGCCUGACCUUACCUUGUAGUACUGGUUCCAUUCCAUCAGCCACAGAGAUUUCCAUCCUCCAAGACCCAUGAAACACUGCAGAAAAAUGCAGACGAAAGGAGAUGGCCACAUUUCACAAGUUCCAUUAUAUAUUCUUUUGUAAAUACAUAUUGUACAUUACUUGGAUGUUUUCUUAAAUCAUUUAUUGUCUUUAUGAGUUAAUGUCAGUUUUUACUCUCUCAAUUUACUGUGUAACAUUGUAAAUAACAU